Melanaphis sacchari is the source of this 920-nucleotide messenger RNA. RefSeq lists its product as uncharacterized. Lineage: Eukaryota; Metazoa; Arthropoda; Insecta; Hemiptera; Aphididae. The transcript has 13 exons. The record is from RefSeq and is a predicted model, not a curated record. The coding region runs from base 255 to 920 and encodes 221 amino acids.
AUCGAUAAUAAUAAUUAUUAUUCUACAGUUUACAUGGUUUUUAUAGUGUAUUAUAUACUUAUACUCAAAUUCUAUGAAAUAUCAAUAAGUCAAUAUGAUUUCAUAUGUUUUAAUGUUUGCGUGUACUCAGUUGGUAACAAGCAAAGGCAAUGAGGGACAUAUUUUUAUAUGUGUGUACUUGAAGACAGUGAUCAAUGAUUAUUUUCAUUUGAGAAUUUAAAAGCUAUUGUUGCAAAGUGGUUUUUUCGUCAAAAAUGACUUCAAAUAUUUCUAAUAAAAGUAUAAUGUACAUUAUUAUUUUUAUAAGUAUCAAUAUUGUAUCCAUAAAGUGUUUAUACCAACCAAUUUCAAUUAAAACAUUUCAUACAGAUGAAACUCAUCUUCUUUAUAUAAACUAUUUGAAUGAGGAAAAUAAACUAAAGCUUAGUAAACUCAAUCUAGAACAAUACUACAGCUCCUAUUAUAAUCCUCAAUUUAAAUUUCCUCGUAAUAAUGAAUCAUAUGAUUCAUGGAAAAAUCAAAUCGAAUUAUUUUGUAAGAAUGAGUAUGUACCGUUUGAAAAAUUUAAAAAAAUGCACGAGAUCGCGUCGCUUGGAAAGCUUGUAAGAACAUUUAGAACUUGUCUAAAGUUUGAAAGUAAUCCUUUGGAAAUGAUACGAUAUUGUUGUAUGAAUAGUGCAGCUACCAAAAUUGUAUUUGCCGAUUGUUUAGAACGACUUGAAGCAAAUCAGAAAAAAGUCUUACAAGAUUGUUUUGAUACAUUUAUAACAUCAAUUAUACAAAUAUUAGACACUGAUAAAAACGUUCAAUAUCUUACAGAAGAUGAGUAUAAAACUAAUAAUAUUGAAUCAAUAACGACCGCUUCACAAGCAUCUGUAGGAACUGGUCCAAUUGGUUCUUUUAUUAAACAAUUGAGGUGA